UUGGCGUUCGUUUAUUCUUUUGUCGUUGGUUAGUGUAAUUUGCGGUUGAUCGUUUACUCGAGUUUAAUUCGCAUGACAGUGUAAUUUAACAUUUGAUUUUUGAAUUGUGUUAUAAUAUUAGAUCGAGAUUCGUUUAGAAUAGUAUUCAAACACCGAUAGCGAAAAUGUCCGAAGCCGCUACAGAGAAAAACGUUACCCAAGAGGCAAAAGAGCCGAAAGAAGAAAGCACGCCGAAUGCUAAAGAAGAAUCAAAGGAAGGCAAAGAAGCAGUCACCGAAACUGCAAAUGACGCCGCCGCCACUACACCUCCAGCGCCGGCCGCUCCAAAGGGAUGUAAAAAACCGAAUUUCGAAAAAGACGUAAUUUAUUUAUAUCAGUUCUCCAGAACACCAACCAUCCCUUCGGUUUCGCCUUUCUGUCUAAAGGUUGAAACAUGGUUACGACUAGCUGGACUCAAAUACGAGAAUGUAGAUCACAGAAUGAAAUUCAAAUCGAAAAAAGGCCAAUUGCCAUUCGUCGAAUUGAACGGUGACGAAAUUGCCGACAGCUCGUUCAUAAUCAAAGAACUGAGUCAAAAAUUCGAAAAGGAUUUAGAUGCCAGUUUGGAUAAUAGUCAAAAAAAUAUUUCACACGCUAUUAUUUCAAUGAUCGAAAACCAUUUCCACUGGGUUGUACAUUACUGGAAAGUCAAGAAUCCCGAUAAUAUGAUCCGCGGAUAUAAACUCAAUUUGCAACAAUUUUUAGGCACUCGUUUUCCAAAUGCUAUUCUAAAUAUUGUUUUCAAGUUCCGCUUCAGUCGUAAAGGUUUGAGAAAAGCUAGAGCUCAAGGUAUGGGAGUUCAUACGCCCGAAGAAAUCGAAGAAUUCGGUAAAAAUGAUCUUAAAGUUUUAUCCGACUUGUUGGGAGAUAAACCGUACUUCUUUGGAGACGAACCCACUGUGCUCGAUGUGGUGGCUUUUUCACAAUUGGCCCAAGUCUACUUCGUAGAUAAAGAAGUCGAGUACCCGUUACGAGACUAUUUGAACGAAAAUUUCUCCAAUUUGGUCGGACACGUGAAUAGGAUGAAAGAAAGGUGUUUUGCCGAUUGGGACGAUAUUUGUAAAACCUUAGAUAUGAACGCCCAUAUUCCCAAACCUGUUGCCGAAGAAAAAGAAGCCAAAACUAAGGACGAAGAGAAAAUCGCCGAAAAGGAAGGCGACAAGAUCGGCGACGAUAAAGAUAAGCUGGAGAAAGACAAAGAAGGCGAAAAAGACGUCGACGAAAAUAAAGAUAAGGGUAAAGAAAAAGAGAAAGAGAACAAAGAAGACGCUAAAUAAGAAAUAUGUAGUUAUUAACGAUGGUUUUUUUUUUAAAUUAUGUAAUUAAGUAAAAUACAAACAAACAAAAAAAAACUAAAGAAGAAGGAAAGAAAACGAACAACAACAACAAGAACAAAUUUAUAUAUAUUUUAUUCCCUGUUUUUAUUAAUUUUUUUUUUUUUUUUUUGUUCUCCCUCUACAUUCACCCACCGUAUAUCUUACUCGUAUGUUCCGCUUUUACCAGCUUAUUUCUUUUUCUUUUUUUCUUUUUUAAAAACAUCACCAAGGUUUUUAUUGUCCGUAUGUGUCUCCCUCUUUAGCAUUUUUCGAUGUGUUCAUUUGUGUUUCUCUCUUUAACUUUUCCUCUCUCAUUCUUUUUCUGUAUCAUCCCUUUUUAAUAAUUACUUCACGUUUGUUUCGUUUCUCUACGUAUACAAAAAUCAGUCUACUAUUGCUUUCAAUAAUUUCCACUACUUAAGUCUUUCCUCUGCUCUCUCAGAUUCUUGUGUAAAUACUGUUACAUCGUGGAAAUGUAUAAUUAAUUUAUCGAUUACGUUUUCUUCCGCAUCGAAAUCGUUUUGAAGAUUUUCUUUGUGAGAUGAAAAUCCAUUGCUGAGGAUUUCGAUACGAAAGAAAACGUUUACAAGUUGCUGGGCUAGCGAGCAGAGGGAAGAUUUAAUGAUUAUUCUAUCGCGAAAGAAAGAAAAACAUAGGAUAGGGCAUUAGAUGUUUAGGUUUUUCAUUCGGAAUUUUUUUUCUUAUAUGUUUAUUUUACCAUUUUACCAAAGUACGUAAGAAUUUUGAUAAUUUUUUUUCCAAAUUUAUACAUUUCUACGAAAUGAAUUUUUUUAACGGAAUUUUUAUUCGAUUAAUCGCGACGACGAUUGUGUAAGUCGAUGUGAUUUUUGGACGAUACUGAAUCAAGUUGAUUGAUCGGCGACGUUUCUCGCGCGAGAGACGCUCGGCCAUUAUAAAUUGUGAUGUAAAUACGAUGGACGAUGGGACAAUGCGGCAUUUUUUUUUUUAGGCUUCGCUAUUACGCAAGAUUUUAGACGUUAGUUUAGUAGUGUGAUUUAAAGAAGUGGAAGAAAAAAAUUUGGGUCAUCUUGGAAAAAAUUUUCAAAGAGGGAAUUUCAAAAUGGGAGGAGUGAAUCUCAUUCUGGAACCAUCGUGUGUGUGUGUGCGUUGCUGAGAAAAAAAAAGCUUCAGUUGGCCGAAGAUGUAAAGCUAUCGAGUUUUGUUGAUUUAUUAUUUUUUUUUAAAAAAACAAGGAUGUAUACAUAGUGUUAUUUUGUAAAUUAUUAAUGUACUCUCUUCGAUUUUUAUUAAAAUUAACGUAUUUGUUUAAUGUGGUAAAAUUCAGGGGGGUAGGGGGGAAUUCGGCUUUCGAGCAAGAAUAUUACGCGUUGUGAUUGGGUUCUCUCUCGUGUCUGGUCUGGUUUUGUUUUUUCGAUCGGCUUUAAUUUUUUGCUCAGUUUUUUUUUCAUCGUUUGGAGAAAUUCUUUUGUAAAAUAAUUUACACGAUUUUAUUAUAGAGAUGAAUUUUUUAUACGCGAGAAAUUGUUUCCCAAAGUGUGCUCUCUAGUAGAAUAUUUAUCGCAAUAGUGACACGAUUUUUUUAAUUUUUAUUUUUUUUUAUUUUCAAGUUACUGCCAAAAUAAAAUAAAAGCGCUUGUGUGGUCUCUUGUCUCUCUCCUUUUGAUUUUUUUUUUUUUACUUUCUUUCCAGUCUGGUAAUAGAUGAAUUUUUCGAAAUUACGAUAUAUUUUGUGCCUAAUGAUAUACAUAUUAUAAAUAAAGGAUACAGAAAAUAUUAGUAAUUAUAUGGUAAGAUUUUUUUAUAUCAUUUUUAUCUUUUUAUUAUAUUGAUAUAUGUUUAGUUUUUAAUUUUUAAGCUAAGCAGAGAUACAGCCUCUGUGUAGAACCCUUUAUUUUAUUUUAAUAUCGUACCGUAUAUUACUUUAGAAUAGUUGUAUUUUUUUUCUGAUUCCUUUUUUUUUUCAGUGGUACACACUCUUCAUUUUAUUUUAGUUAAUUCUCAUUGCAUUCUCGUACCUCUUUUUUCCUCUCUCUCUCUCUCCUCUCUUUCUAUCUCUCUUUCUCUCUAUCUUGAAACACUGAUUUGAUACUAUUCAUACUGCAUUUUCGAACUGUGUUGUAGUUUUAACGUGUAGUGUGAAUGUAAAGUCAAAAUGCUUACGAUUAAAGAUAUAAAAUAUU
Messenger RNA from Planococcus citri (citrus mealybug), 3517 nucleotides. It is a transcript of the gene fax, whose product is annotated as failed axon connections. The record is from RefSeq and is a predicted model, not a curated record. The transcript has 7 exons. Gene Ontology annotation, cellular component: cytoplasm. Bases 165 to 1316 code for a protein of 383 amino acids. NCBI's taxonomy places the organism in Eukaryota, Metazoa, Arthropoda, Insecta, Hemiptera, Pseudococcidae.